UACAAGAAAACUCGAUUGAAAUUGAAAAGAAAAAAGAAAGAAAGUAAACAAAGAAAAAUAGAAAAGCAGCUAACAUAGACUGAAAAAAGCAGUAAAAGAGAGGCCGUGUUCAACACUUUAUACUCUCUCUCUCUCUCUUAGGGUUUCACAGCGAUCUCAAUCAAACAUGGAAAGUGAUGGGAAAUUGGAAGUGCAAAUAGAGACACUGUUGAAUGUGGAGAAGCAAAUGAGACAAGCUGGAGAUGUUGCGGGUACGAGGAAAGCCGCUACUGAUAUUAUUCAGCUAUGCUUCGAUGCUCGUGCUUGGAAUACACUUAAUGAACAGAUUGUUCUCUUGUCUAAGCGUCGUGGACAAUUGAAACAGGCUGUACAGGCUAUGGUCCAACAAGCGAUGCAGUAUAUUGACCAGACACCUGAUCUUGAAACUAAGAUAGAACUCAUCAAGACACUUAAUAAUGUAUCUGCAGGAAAGAUAUAUGUUGAAAUUGAGAGAGCCCGUUUGAUUAAGAAACUUGCAAAAAUUAAAGAAGAACAAGGACACAUAGACGAGGCUGCUAAUUUGAUGCAAGAAGUUGCGGUUGAAACUUUUGGAGCAAUGGCAAAAACAGAGAAGAUAGCUUUUAUUCUUGAACAAGUGCGUCUCUGUUUAGAUAGUCCAGAUUAUGUUCGUGCACAAAUACUCUCAAGAAAGAUCAAUCCCAAAGUGUUUGAAGCCGAUCCUUCUAAAGAAAAGAAGAAACCAAGAGAAGGUGACAAUGUAGUUGAAGAGCCUGCUCCAGAUAUUCCAUCACUGUUAGAGUUGAAGCGAAUCUACUAUGAAUUGAUGAUUAGGUAUUACUUUCAUAACAAUGAUUACCUAGAGAUAUGUCGCUGUUACAAGGCCAUAUAUGAGAUCCCUUCUGUAAAGGAAGACCCAGCACAAUGGAUACCAGUGCUGAGGAAGAUUUGCUGGUAUUUGGUUUUGUCACCGCAUGAUCCUAUGCAGUCGAGUCUUCAUAACUCAACUUUGGAGGACAAGAAUCUUUCAGAGAUCCCUCAUUUCAGGUUGCUUCUGAAACAAUUAAUUACCAUGGAAGUCAUUCAGUGGACAUCAUUAUGGAAUACCUUCAAGGAUGAGUUUGAAAAUGAGAAGAAUAUGCUUGGUGGUUCCUUGGGUGACGAGGCAGCUAAAGAUCUUAGACUGAGAGUUACAGAGCAUAACAUUCUUGUUGUCUCAAAAUACUACUCGAGGAUAACUCUGAAGAGAUUAGCAGAUUUAUUGUGCCUAGAAAUUCAGGAUGCUGAAAAACAUCUUUCCGAAAUGGUUGUAUCAAAAGCACUGGUCGCGAAGAUUGAUAGACCUGUGGGUAUAGUCUGUUUUCAACCUGCAAAAGACAGCAACGACAUUUUAAAUUCAUGGGCUUUUAAUUUGGAGAAGUUGCUCGACCUUGUUGAGAAGAGUUGUCACCAAAUCCACAAGGAGACAAUGGUGCACAAAGCUGCAAUAAGGGCUUGAAAGACUGGCAGAACUCUAUGAGGUAGCUCAUCAAUUAUGGUAAUUGUCAUCGGGGAGCAGUUAUGUGACAAAAUUGAAACCGUUUUGCAGUCUGGCCUGCCCACGCUUAAAGGGGAAAAAAAGCUCGUAAUUUUGGACCCUCUACCUCUGCUAUCUUCGUCUGCCUGCUUGCUUUCCUCAGCUUCCUGGCUUAGACUUUUUCUUUUUGUACUUUUUUUCUUCUUGUAUUAUCCAGAUGCUUUAGUCAUUGUGAUCAACAACUAAACGUUGAUGUUAAGAGAUCAUAGGUUUGUUGAUA
Molecule: messenger RNA, 1793 nt
Organism: Lycium ferocissimum
Lineage: Eukaryota; Viridiplantae; Streptophyta; Magnoliopsida; Solanales; Solanaceae
Product: 26S proteasome non-ATPase regulatory subunit 12 homolog A-like
Exons: 11
Coding region: 167-1495 (442 amino acids)
Cellular component (GO): cytoplasm; nuclear proteasome complex; proteasome regulatory particle, lid subcomplex
Source: RefSeq, a predicted model, not a curated record